Molecule: messenger RNA, 411 nt
Organism: Suillus subalutaceus
Lineage: Eukaryota; Fungi; Basidiomycota; Agaricomycetes; Boletales; Suillaceae
Exons: 3
Source: RefSeq, a predicted model, not a curated record
CUCGUCAAUGAAACAACUACACUCCGUCGACAUGCAGAGGCUAACUUUGCGGGCAAGUAUCGUACAUGGGCAAAAAAAAACUUGUUCGAGUCGAUGCUACCUGGUGAUGUCAAGGCUCGCAAGGAAAAGGCCGAACAUGACCAGCAAAUAAUCACCUCCCAUCUGACUGAACGAAAGAUUGCCGAACGAGUCGUCCUGUACUCGGAUAGCUUGUUCAAGCAGGCUGCCAUUGAAUGGCUUGUCGCCACUGACCAGCCUAUUCAAGCAUUCGAGCAUCCAAAAUUCAAGGAAAUGAUUGAUGUUGCAGCCCGAGCAACCAAUGGCGUCAAGAUCCCGGGCAGGAAGGCGACUCGAGCCGAGAUCAUGAGGAUGUUCAAGAAUCAUCUUACGAAACUUAAGGAGAAGCUGAAU